Molecule: messenger RNA, 2539 nt
Organism: Mus caroli (Ryukyu mouse)
Lineage: Eukaryota; Metazoa; Chordata; Mammalia; Rodentia; Muridae
Source: RefSeq, a predicted model, not a curated record
AUGGCGCUCGCGAGCUGUAUGUGCAAAAUCCGCAAGGAAUUGCAAGCCUCACCCCCUCUUUUUCUAACCUUUGUCUCUGCAGAGGUGGGCUCUAGUCGCCGGCUGCGGGAUCGCGUGGUCCGCAGCGGCCUGGGCUCCCGCCGCGACUCCACCGCAGCUCGCCCCCGGUCGCGACCGCCGCCGCUUCCAGAGCCGGCGGGGAGCCCGGAAGGAGCACGGGGCGCCGAGCCACCCGCCGCCUCUCACACUCCAGCAGGGAGCCGACCGCCUGCUUCGACCCCGGCCCUGCGCUUCCCACCCGAUCCCUUCAGCAACAUGAGCCCAAACCUGCCGAGGACGGUGAGCGCAGUCCGGCAGCGCCGGAUGGAUUCCAGCCACCGUCCGGGCCGCCCGCCCGCAGUUCGGCACCCUCCGGGUAAGAGCCACCCUGCUGGCGCAGGAGCUGCCGGCUCCACCGCCUCGGGCAAUGGGUGCCACUUCCCCAGCUCCCUGCGUAAUUCAAGAACCUGGGGAUCGCUCUCUGCAUCCUCGUCCCUAAUGUAUGUCCUUUGGGGCUCGAGAUAAGGUCCUGCUAGGCUCAAAAGUGCAUAGGGGACUCCUCCGUGUCUCCCCCCACCCCCACCCCAGAGAUCCCUUGACUUGGAAACCCGCGGAUCCCGAGCCCCCCUCCCCCAAUCCGCCUUGUGAAGAAGAAUGUGAAAAUGGUUUCUGGACUCCUCAGCUUGGCUGAGGCUGGGGGGGUCAGUAAAGGUUUCGUAUGGUAUAGAAUACCGUGUUUCCGUGGUUUGAUGGUGGUCAGAGCUACCCUAGGUUAACAGGUGUUUUUUGAGGGUUGGGUCGUGGGUGGGGAGACUUCGGUGUAUUCAGGAUGUCUUUCAUGGGUGAGGCCAAUUUUUAGGAUCUAUAUUUUAUUGGGCCUUAUAUAUAAAGACGCUUUAAUUAUUUAAAAAACAUUUCUCUAAUUCUUAAGGAGAAAAUGGUAAUAAUAACCCAAGCUAGGUUCCUCCUGCAUCUGGUAAUGUGUCAGGUGAACUUGGACUAUUUUGUGUCACGAAAUGGAUGUUUGCUAUGGGAAGUAAUAUCAGAAAAUCUGGUACAGGUUUUAGGAUAAACCCAAUAGAUAUUUGAGAAAUGUGAGGCAUUUCGACGUUCAAACAUCGCGUGUGUUUCUCAUUUGUCAGAGUAAUGAAAGAGUAGAUCUUUUUGCUUUCCAAAUGCGUUGUGGGUUUUUUUUUUUUUUUUUCAUUUUCCAAUAAACACCAUACUGCAAUAUUUCCCUUACUUCGAAACUACUGAACCAAACACACAGGAAAAAAGAAAGAAAGAAAGAAAGAAAAUCUUUGCAGAACAUAAUGUUGUUUUAAUCCCCAAAAUUUUGGAUGGUAUUUGAUGGUGUACUUUGAAACCCCUAUUUCCUGUUCCUUCAGGAACACAUAGGGAAACAUUGAAACCUUAGACAAUCUGCCGCAUUGCGCAUAAGACUGCACAUGGCGGUGGGCCAUAGUCCCCAACGUGCUUAUCGACAAAUCCUUAUUGUUUGCCCAGUUUUCCAGUAUAACAGUGUUGGCUGUACAAAUACUUGUGAACAAUAGCUGAUAUGUUUGUAGAAAGGUGUUUUUAGUAAUUAAGGAUAGAAUCACUCUCAUUUCAAAAUGGAGGACCAGUUGAUGUCUGCAGAAUUGUUCUGGGUCAGUAACUCCAAGGGCUCCCUGUCUCUGGAGUGGGUUUUUGUUUCUUAUUUUAUUUUUAUUCCGAGCGUCUGUAUCUUGUAAGCAGUUCCCUAUUACACAUUGAUGACGCUGAUAGUAAGAGGAAGCAUUCCCUUUGGAAAAACAAGCUCCUUGACUGCGUCCAUAGGCCCUGCAGCAUAGGUCCAUUGAAGUUGGGUGGGGCUCAAAGACUUGAUGGCCUGAGUCUGGGUGGGGCUGGGGGUGGACUUGGAGUUCUGAGGCUGGGUGGGGCUGGGGUGGGCUGGAUGCUCAGCUGGCUAAGUUGUAGAUUUGGGGUUUCAGCUGCUUUUUCUUGGGUUUGGUGGCCCAGCGUGUUUCGGUGACUAACGUGGUUCUGAUUACACAGAGGAAGGUGAUGCCAGGUGGAAAGAUGGAGGAUGUAGGGUAUCUUUGUAAUCCUCGUGGUGAUAUUCAAAGCUUAUUGGAAAGAAACGUUUGGUUGCCAUGUGAGAAAUACACGUUUGGGAAGUCGCACACUUUCUCUACAAGGAAAGGCUAAGAGGCUGACACCGCCAUAACUGCCUUCAUUGUCUCUGUGAACCUAACAACAAAAAAUAAACAAAAAAGGAAAGAAAACCGGAGAGAAAAAGAAACGAAAUUUAAAGAUUAUUCGGAGCCUAAGACUUUAGAGGUUUCUGGGCAAAACUCCCAGCGUCCUGGGUCCAAACCUCUAUUUAUAGACUGGGGAGCCAAUGUCCUGGCCUUGGUUUCUUCUUGGGUGGACACAAGAGCUGGGAGUGCAGUCUCUGGAAAGGCUAGGAAAUAAAGCAAAGUUCGCUAUUACAAACGUAGCCAAGAAACCUGGCUGA